CUCACUGACACCAGAGGAUUAAAAGUGAGUUUAUUUUAGAUCUUUGAGCUUCGGAGCAUUUCAGAUGCAGCAAAACCCUUUAUUUCCCUCUCCUGAGGUUGUACACUCCCUUUUAAAGCGUGCUAUGCCACGCCUUCCUGCCGCUCAGGCAUUUGAUGCUGUGAGGAUGUCUGCUGUUCCAGGGUAGAUGAGCUCUGGUGGAUCCCUGCAGCAACACACUGCUGACCCCUGCAUGGCUGAGGAUGCAUCGGUUUCCUCCUUACUACCCUCUUCUUUUUUCAUCCAGCGCUUCAAAUGCAAAACUGAACUCUUCUUCUACUUGAUCCUGUGUGUUGCCAAAAUGCCAUUCAUACCACCUGUGUCGAUUGUACGCUCUGUGUCAGGAUUGACCGGGAAGGAGAGACCUUUCAACAGCACUUCAUCUACAACUGCUGUGGCCGAGACGAAGGUCCAAAGAGAAGACAAAGGCAGCUCAGUGAAGCAGCGGCUGGCUUCGAACCUCAAGCAGCUGGGGAAGAAGAGCCAACCCAGGAGUCAUCUGCCAACUGCCAAAGGAGUGUCAGGGACAGAGCUGCUUGCAAAGAGAAGGGACCGAUUGUUGCCUUCAUCACAAUCGGGCAGCUUCGCUGCUUGCAGCUCGGGCGAGUCCCUGUCUAAAACACAGCAGCACAAAAAUGCAAGCCAGAGCUCUCUAAAGAGUGAACCAGAGGUGAAGACGAGGGCCAGGCAUCAGGAGGAGGCCCGUUUCACACUGACUCUCACACCUGAGGCUGUUCUGCUCCUGCAAAAGAGGAACAGUGAGAGACGACAUUCAGCGUCUAGACAUGCUGGAAGCGGAGGUGGUGUUUCUGGAAGCACCUCGGACUCCAGACGCAGGAGGGAAAGUAUCUCUAAAAGGCAUCAACCAGCAACACAGAGACGCAGCGCUCCAAACAACAGAGUUGCUGCUCAAACCAACAGUGACGCUGAACUCUUAGACAUAAGCUCAAUUGUGAAAAUCUCACUUCUAAACGAGCAACAUAAGUAUGAUGAUGUGGAGUAUGAGGAAGAGGAGGACUAUGGUGUGGAUGAGCGUGUGGUGCUGAAAUGUACAGAGUGGCUCCGUGGGUUGGAAAACACACCAGUAACAGUGAGAAACAGCCUGACUAAGAGUGCAAGCUCUGUGAAAAGUUUCUAGAGGUGAAACGCUUAAUUGAGGUGUUAUCUUGUCCAAUCUGAGAUUGAACUGCAGUUCCUGUUUGUGUUGGAUAGUUGCAAUUUGAAGAUGUGCUUGUGUUAUGUAUCCCCUGGUACUCUGUGUUUGUCUUGUGAAUGCAUCUAGGAUCAGUAUGAAAACUAUGAUUUUUCUGAGCCCAGUCCUGCUAAGAUAUUCAUCCAUUGUGACAGUGUUAAAGUUUUUAUGAAACUGACAGGGAAUUUUGGCAUGUUCAUGAAAUGUUCUGUUCCCGCUGUUUCAUUUGAUCCAUCUUCAGUCAGAGGGGAAGUAAAACUUAAGGCAUUCAUAUUUGCUCUGCACAUUUGAACACCUUUUUGAACUAACCAUAUUUUGCCAAUAGAUCACAUCUUAAAACUUAAAUUUGAGUGUCACAACUUAUUGGUUUAUUAGUAGAGGUACACUUCAAAGUCAUUAUGCGCACAAUGCACUGCAGGUGCAAGGAACAAUUAAAAUGUCUUACAACUGACUUUGUAAGAAACAUUUAUACUUAAUUCUCUUUUUCAAAAUAGUCAGAAUUUUGGAGGAAAUGUGUGUAAAAUGAUGCACAAAACAUCUAAAAUAUUUCCAUUUAAUGCAGAAGUGCAGCCAUAAAAAUCAGAGUCUUGGUUUGAAUAUUUCACUCAGUGUAAAUCAAGAUUUUUGAUGAUGGUAGAUAAAUGAUUUGAAUAUAUGUAAUAUUGUCAGAGUAGAAUAAGAUGAUUUCCAACCUUAAAGCUAGGGAAACCAAAAGGUUAAUUUUUGUAAGCUUUUCAUGUGUGAAUCUUAUUCUAUGCACUGUAAUCAAGUUGUACUACAUGCAUCUAAUGAGUUUACAUCUAUGUUUAGUUAAUUCUAUCAGUAUAAUAUCUAUGUAAAACUUGCAUAAAGUUUAAAACAGAGAUUCCACAUAGUAGAUUCUGUACUGUAGCUAAAGUUGUCUCACUCACUGUAAGUAGCUUUGUAAGGACUUAAGAUGUUGGCUUGGCUGUUGCUGUGCAUUCCCUCGUGCACAGACCAGGUGUGCUUAGCGGCAGCUUAUCCACCUGGGAUUCAAAUGUUACAACACGUGUGUUUGUUUAUGUUUAAGAGCGUGAGUCAGUGAGUGAGAGAGAGAUUACUUGUGUAAUGUUAUAUAAUACUUUGCACCUGAUGUGAUUAUUUAAGUUUUCAAAAUCAAACAUCUAAAACAAUAACUUCCCAGUAAUAUGUUAAUUUCCCUCAAAUGAUGUUCUGUGUUUCAUUUGAGGUCUGUUAAAUAAAUAAGAUACA
Molecule: messenger RNA, 2464 nt
Organism: Micropterus dolomieu (smallmouth bass)
Lineage: Eukaryota; Metazoa; Chordata; Actinopteri; Centrarchiformes; Centrarchidae
Exons: 1
Coding region: 188-1177 (329 amino acids)
Source: RefSeq, a predicted model, not a curated record